This is a messenger RNA of Rotaria sp. Silwood2, 1266 nucleotides long. Lineage: Eukaryota; Metazoa; Rotifera; Eurotatoria; Philodinida; Philodinidae. The record is from the annotation of a GenBank genome assembly.
AUGUUUAUAUCAACUGAUAAUCUAUUUGAAACUAACGAUUCAUUCACUCGAUCGAAUACUAUUGAUGAUGCAAUUCUUACAGAAAGUAUUGUUCAAGAUCUUGAUAAAUUGUGCAAUAACCCAUUGAUAUUCAAUGAAAUUCCACCAUUUGAUUCAAUAGAACCGACAACGGUAAUCCCUAUAGAUCUUAUGUCAGAGCUAAAUGCUUUGAUACAAUGUGAUCCUAUACAAGUAUCGAAUGAUUUAGAAUGUCAACAAAAAUUUCUUCAAUCUGAUAUUAUAAAAUUAGAAAAAAUUCAAAUAAAAUGUCAACCACGUUCAAAAUUUCGUCCUCGAACACAAAAUGAAAGUAAAACUUCUUCACAUUAUUUACGAUGUGACAAUGGUGCUGAACUAGAUUAUCCUGCUAUAUGUGUACCUCAGAUAUGGGCUUGCCAAUCAGAUACAAAUAUUAUUGAAGUUGCUCUUGUCGAUAUUGGAAAACAACCACAUCCCUAUUCUAUUCAUAAUAAAACUAGUAAAAUAUCAUACGAUGAUCAAGCAUUAAUUUUCAAAGAUGGUCCACCAAAUCAAUUGUAUUUUCGUUUAACCGAUGACGAUUUUACCAAUAGGUACAAAACUUUCAUGAUUGAAUUCAUUAAAAAUAAACAAGAUGAUAUUAUUACCAAAGAAUUAAUUCGAUCACGAAAACUUUAUCAAUCAAUACUCCGUUUUACACGAAUUUAUCGAGAUGAACAUGGUAAAUUUCAACGAGAUGAUAUAGGUCAAGAAUAUUCUUCUAUAAUGACAGAACAUUAUGGUGAUGUGUCUGUUGAACGUAUGGGUCCAAAAUAUGGUCUAAUUAAUAGAGAAUCAAUGAUAUUUGUUGUUUUUAAAGGUCGUAUUGCUAAAGAUGAUUUAUCUAUUAUGAUUUGUGAACAAACAACUCAAUGGUCUAACGAAAUAAAAAAAUUUAUCUUAAAUGGUAAUGUUAUUUAUUUUAAUAUGCCGCCUUUUCCAUAUCUAUGUAUAAAUAAUAUAAAAGCAAGUGUAAUUAUUUACUAUAAAAAUCAAAAAAUUUAUCAAUCAACUUAUUUAUAUAUGAACUUCUCGGAUGAAGAACUUGCUGACCUUUCUUUCAAUGAAUCAAUAUCAGAUAUUGACAUUUCCAUGAAAAAACAGAAACUUAGUCAAGACAUGGUCGACACUAUAUGUUGUAUGCCAUUGAUACUUCAAAAAACCUCACAAAAAAAGCCUAGAAAACGUUUAAAUAGUAAAUUAACUUAA